AUGAUAGAAAAUGACAGUGAUAAUGAUCUUGGUGGUCACUCUACAUCUAUUAAACAUCACAAUCAUGUAAAUUUAUCAUGGGGAAAAGCAAUGUCAUUCGAUGUAGAGAUUAAAGAUUUAAAUGUAAAUGUAAAGGUACCGCAAUGGAAGAUACCGGUACCAUUCAUCACUCCGAUGAAUGAGCUCAAUAUUCUCAAGGAUCUCUCGAAUAUCAAGGUGCCAGCAGGCAGUUUCUGUGCGAUUCUCGGAACUAGUGGUAGUGGAAAGACGACGCUGCUCAACACCCUCGCUGGAAGAUGUGAAGAGAUGGAUAUUUCCGGUCAGAUUUUAUUCAAUGGACACGCAGUGACUCCGAUCGAAGCGAAAAAGUCGGUCGGUUACGUCAUGCAAUCCGAUCACCUCUUGCCAAAUCUGACGGUUCGUGAGACUCUCCGAUACAGUGGAAUGCUCCGACUGCCCGGCACGCUAUCGAAGGAGCGCAAACUCGAGAUUGUCGAAGAGCUAAUCGGAGAGUUGGCACUGCGUGAUUGUGCAGACCGGCUGGUCGGUGGACAUGGCAAGCGUGGAAUCUCCGGUGGUGAGAUGCGUCGUGUCUCCAUUGGAGUGCAGAUGCUUUCGAAUCCCGGUGUCUUGUUUCUCGAUGAGCCAACGAGUGGACUCGACAGCUUCACUGCACACAACCUCAUACAAACACUUCUUUCACUCUCCAGACAAAACAAAACAAUCAUCUGUACUAUUCAUCAGCCGCGUGCCGACAUCUUCCAACUCUUUGACUAUGUACUAUUACUCUCGAAAGGAAAUGUAGUUUAUUUUGGACCAACAAGAGCGAUUGUUGAUCAUUUCGCAUCGCUUGGUCAUGAAUGUCCAUUCGAUGUUAAUCCAUCCGAUUUCUUCCUUGAUUUAAUUACUAUAAAUUAUCAAACCGAUAAAUUGGAGAAUGAAUCGAAAGCAAGAUUGGGUGAUUUGAUUACUGGAUUCCAAACUUCACCGAUCUAUCAGGCCAAUGUAACGGAAUCGACGCAGUCCUAUCAGAACGACACAAGAAAGUUUGAGAUCGAAAUUAGAAAUACGAAUUAUUGGUUACAAACAUGGCUGUUGUAUCACCGCUCGAUGGUGAAUAUGGUGCGUGACAAGAGUGUAGUGACUGCGCGUCUUGUUGAAACCGUAUUGAUCGCACUGAUAUGUGGUGGAAUCUUCUAUAAGCUGGGUGAGGAUCAAUCCGGUAUAAAGUCACGUGUCUCUGCUUUCUAUGUGGUGGUUAUUCUCCAGCCAUACCUCAUUAUCAUUGCCAAUAUUCUCCAGUACUCUGAGGAGCUGUUGGUUUACGAUCGUGAGUACUACGACGGCAUGUACAUGACUUUUCCCUAUUGGUUGGCAACGAAAGCUGCUUCCUUGCCAUUCGAAGUGAUCACCGCUUUUAUUUUCUCAUCGAUCUUCUACUGGAUGGCCGAUCUCCGACAAUCGGCUGGUCACUUUUUCAUUUUCUUUGUCUUUAUGAUGUUGGCUCAAUAUUGUUCCGCUUCACUCGGAUUCAUGUCAGCCUCGAUUCUACGAUCGUUUGCGGCAUCCUCGCUAAUGGCAAAUCUACUCAUGACGUUCUGGGCCAUUACCACUGGAUUCAUUAUCAAUCCAGCGACAUUCCCUAUCUAUAUGACAUGGGUGGGUUACACCUCGCUCUACCAGUACAGCUAUGGUGGACUGGCAGCCAACGAAUUCAAAGGUAACAGCUAUCCAUGUCCCUAUCCACCUGGCACUCCAGAGUGUUCACUUUUCAAUGGUAACGAUAUUCUCGAUCGUUUAGAACUUAAAGUCAACAACAUAGGAGUCAACGGUGCAGUACUAGUGGCAAUUUCAACCAUUUUCAAUUUAUUGUCAUUGUUGGCGCUGAGAUUCAUCACUCACAAGCCAAAGUAA
This is a messenger RNA of Heterostelium album PN500, 1914 nucleotides long. RefSeq lists its product as uncharacterized. Lineage: Eukaryota; Evosea; Eumycetozoa; Acytosteliales; Acytosteliaceae. Gene Ontology annotation, cellular component: membrane. The coding region runs from base 1 to 1914 and encodes 637 amino acids. The record is from RefSeq and is a predicted model, not a curated record. The transcript has 3 exons. Gene Ontology annotation, molecular function: ATP binding; ATP hydrolysis activity; ABC-type transporter activity.